AUGUCGCAACCAACCGGUUGUUACUUCAUCGACUUGCGAGCAGACGAAUACUUGGGAGUUUGCUUGAUAGAUCACCAGCAGCGAAUUCCUUUCCUUGCUCACGAGACGCUCGCGAAAGAAGUAGGAGUUGUGUUACUUGUUGGGGCUCGUCGGGUGCACCCAGCCUCUUCGCUCACUAAUCACAGCUCAGCGAUCCGAGCCCGCAUCCUGCGCCGGAUCCCGCGCCGCAUCCCUCGCCGCAACCCUAAGGGGACGGCAGUGCGCAGCGCGGCGGCUGGCGGGUUGCAUUCCUUGGCGGUUUCUGAGCAAGGGGAACUGUUCACGUGGGGAUAUGGCGGGUUCGGGGCGCUGGGGCAUGGGGAGUUUACCAGGAGGGACGUCCCCUGCCACGUGGCGCCCUCUGAUUGGCUGGAGGAGGGGGUGGAGAUUAAAUCAGCAGCAGCUGGGGGAAGCCAUACUCUGGGUUUAAGCACUGUUGGGAGGGUUUAUGCGUGGGGGAGGGAUGAGGGAGAGGGGCGGCUGGGUAUCCCCCAUAUAGUGGACGCGAUAGGAGAAGAAGGGUGCGUGCCUCGGCCAAUCCCGGUCGAGUUUCCGACGUCCCAGGGCCUGCCACGUGGCGGAGUCUCAUUGGUCGCAUGCGGAGGGUUCUUCUCUGCUGCUGUGGACUGCGAAGGCGGCGUGUGGACGUGGGGAGGCAACCACAACGGCGAAUUGGGGCGAGCAUCAUCAGGGCUCGUCCCUUCUCGCAUCAGCACCAUCACCACUCCAGUCACACACCUAGCUGCUGGCGGUUUCCACACCCUGGCAGUAGACGACGAGGGACGCGUGUGGUCGUGGGGGAGGGGCGGCAGCGGCCAACUGGGGCAGCACUCGCUGCUGACUCAGCCAGUGCCACGUGUCGUUCCUGGAUUGGCUGGAGUGAAGAUUGCCAGGGUGGCAGCAGGGAGUGCUUGGAGCGCUGCUGUGUCAGGUGGGUUGGUCAACAGAGCCAGGUGUUUUUGCAACAGAGCCAGGUUCCUUAUGCAGCAUAGUCAAGUUGACUGA
Closterium sp. Naga37s-1 is the source of this 1044-nucleotide messenger RNA. The record is from the annotation of a GenBank genome assembly. Lineage: Eukaryota; Viridiplantae; Streptophyta; Zygnematophyceae; Desmidiales; Closteriaceae.